Molecule: messenger RNA, 2227 nt
Organism: Labrus bergylta (ballan wrasse)
Lineage: Eukaryota; Metazoa; Chordata; Actinopteri; Labriformes; Labridae
Source: RefSeq, a predicted model, not a curated record
AGACUCCCUGACAGCUGCUGUCUUUAACCCUGCGCGGUGGAGCGUCGUUGACAGAUCAGGAAGUUUGUUGGAGGCUAAACCUUCUCAGAGGGAGAAUCUCAAAGGGGGGGUAUUAACCCCUGAAGCAACCCAUCACCCCGCCGUACUGAGGUCACUUCCUGAGAGGAGUAGGAGGAGCUAAAGAUCAGUGGAUUAUUGGAUCGUUGGACGUGAGAAAACCUGUCUGUGGGAGGUGAAUCCGCUGAGGGGGCCAUGUGUUUCUGCUGAGGUCUCAUCUCCCCUGCCAACAUGAGGCUGACGCCCGGCUCGCCUCCGCCCGUCCUGCCCGCCGUCCUGGCUCUCACCAUAGCCGCCUUCUUACCUCGGCUUUCCUCAGGAGCCACGCCGUUCCCCCAAGACCUGGAACCAAUCAGCAUCGUGGGCAGAGAAACCUCCUACCUCUACCCGAGCUUCCAGGGGCUCAUGUCGGACAAUGACACCGUCCGUCUGGGUUUGGACUUCCAGAGGAUGCUGAGGAUCAACCACAUGCUCUACAUCGCUGCCCGGGACCAUGUGUUUGCUGUCAAUCUGGCCUCUUCAUCUGAGCAGAUAAUCCCCCAGCAGAAACUGACUUGGAAGACGAAGGAUGUGGAGAAGUGCACUGUGAGAGGGAAGAACAGCGACGAAUGUUACAACUAUAUCAAAGUGCUGGUGCCGCGCAACGACGAGACGCUUUUCGCCUGCGGCACCAACGCCUUCAACCCCACCUGCCGUAACUAUAAGAUGGCGACACUGGAGCAGGAGGGGGAGGAGGUGGUGGGUCAGGCUCGAUGUCCCUUCGAGUCCCGCCAGUCCAACGUCGGCCUUUUCGCAGGUGGUGAUUUCUACUCAGCCACCAUGACAGACUUCCUGGCGAGCGACGCAGUGAUUUACAGGAGUCUGGGAGAGAGCAGCCCCGUUCUGCGUACAGUAAAGUAUGACUCCAAAUGGCUGCGAGAGCCCCAUUUCCUCCACGCCAUUGAGUACGGGAACUAUGUGUACUUCUUCUUCAGUGAGAUCGCAGUGGAGUACACAACUCUGGGCAAGGUGGUUUUCUCCAGAGUGGCACGUGUUUGUAAGAACGACAACGGCGGCUCACCGAGAGUGCAGCGUUACUGGACGUCGUUCCUCAAAGCGCGGCUGAACUGCUCCGUCCCCGGCGACUCCUUCUUCUACUUUGACGUCCUGCAGUCGCUGACGAACGUGCUGCAGAUCAACCACCGACCGGCCGUGCUCGGAGUCUUCACCACACAGGCAAACAGCAUCACCGGCUCGGCAGUGUGUGCUUUCUACAUGGACGACAUCGAGAAGGCGUUCAGUGGCAAGUUCAAAGAGCAGAGGAACAGCGAGUCGGCCUGGACACCUGUUCCCGAGGAGCAGGUCCCCAAGCCGAGGCCGGGAUGCUGUGCCGGCGAGGGAUCAGCCGCCGCCUACAAGUCGUCCACAACUUUCCCUGACGACACCCUGACUUUCAUCAAGUCAUACCCGCUCAUGGACGAGUCCGUGCCCUCGGUCAACGACAGACCCUACUUCACCCGCACCACCAGCAGAUUCAAGUUGACCCAGAUAGCGGUGGACACGUCUGCGGGGCCGUACAAGAACUACACAGUGGUUUUCCUGGGCUCGGAUAACGGCCAUGUGCUGAAGAUCCUGGCCAGCACGGAGGGAUCCAACGCAUCCUUUAACACCCAGGUCCUGGAGGACAUCGACGUCUACAACCCCAACAAAUGCAAUGUGCAGGGCGAGGACAGGAGGGUGCUGGGCCUCGAGCUGGAUCGGGACCAUCAUGCGUUGUUUGUGGCGUUCUCCAGCUGUGUGAUUCGGGUGCCGCUGAGCCGCUGCUCUGACUACAGCUCCUGCAAGAAGAGCUGUCUGUCCUCACGGGACCCUUACUGCAUAUGGAUCAAGUCAGGCACAUGUGCCACCGUCUUACCGGGCUUCAAAGGCGGGUUUGAACAGGAUGUGGAGAACGGUUAUCAUCAGCACCCUGAUACCUGCCACGAUGUGCUGGCGACCACCCGAAGGCAGAACACGCCGCUAGAUUCAGCGUAUGGGAAGACCACACCCACAAGCGCCAGCACAACCUUUCAUGGGGCGGCGUUCCCAAAGGAGGCAGGUGACCCUGAAAGAGGUACAGGUCCUGAUGGCCCUCCCUCCGUGGGGGAACAAGGGUCACCUGACUCGGAGCCAAUCAGUGUGGAGAUUGAGG